GCGUCCACACAGCUGUCACGACAGGAGGAUCGAACACGUUGUGAUCUCCGGUCUGAUCGAUAGCGCAUCGAUUUUGUAGGCUUUAUCGCGGAGGUUUGGGGAGCAGCAUCGAGUGCGUAAAGUCAGACCAAAUCGGAGCGGAAAUAACGCGCAUUUUUAACCAAAAUAAACGCAUUCCGUUUACUCUACGGACGGUGGGAGGGAACAUUCCAGGAGGAAGGAAUUUAUUUUGAAAGCUUGAACUCCAUGGUUCAGUUUUUCAUUAAUGUUUGUGACACUAAUGUAGAUGUUGGUGUGUUCAGGGGCAGACAGUACAGCGCGCUCCCACUCAGAAGUUUGAUGUGAGGUUAAACUGAGUUGAAGUUGGUGUCCCCUCCUGUCUCCUCUUUGCCCUUAGCCUUGAUUUCCCUCCGCACUCUUGCUUUUUUGGAUGACAAACGUUACCUCGACUAGCAGCUGCUUGGCUGGUUGACCAGGAUCUGCUGCUGCCGCUGUCAAACUUUAGUUGACAUGGAUUUGUGGCACCGACGACGCACGGACUAAAAAAAAAAGAAAAAAAGUUUGGGAAUAUCCUUUUCUGUUUUGUUUUGUUUUUUUGCUACGACACAAAAAGGACUGACUACUUUGGAACAAGCUGUCAUUAACUUAUUCAAAGCUAAAGACAUGCAAAAGUUCAACUCCACCGGUACUCACAGCAACACGCUGCCCCGGGACGCGGAGCUCCAGCUGCGGUUAGCUGAUAGCGGGGGAACCGGGGAGGGGAAAGAGAAUGGAGCUGGGAAACAUUUUCUCACCCAGCCGGAGGAGGAGAGCUCGUUUUGCACGAAAAGGAAGAUGCUUGUCGGUUUGGACGUAAUAUGCCUAUGUGUCGCCUCCAUACCAUUUUUUGCAUGUGAGUUGAAGGCAGUGACUCCGUACAGACGAGGCUUUUUCUGCGGUGACUCCAGCAUCACCUAUCCCUUCGUAGAGCGAGAGGCCAUCCCUGACGUCCUGCUCAUCGCCGGCGGCAUAGCCAUCACCGGCCUAACAAUUGCACUGGGUGAAUGCUACCGGGUGCGUUUUCGAGGCGUGCACUCGCGGGCCUUUGUUAGAAACCGCUAUGUGUCGUGCCUGUACAAGGAACUGGGAAGCUUCCUGUUUGGUUGCUGUGUGGGUCAGUCUCUCACCAAUAUGGCCAAGCUAAGCGUGGGCCGCCUGCGACCCAACUUUCUGUCUGUCUGCAACAUCACCUAUGCAUCCAUCAACUGCACCCCGGGCAGCUACGUGCACCAGGUCAACUGCAGCCAGCCUAACCCUAAAAUGGUGGAGGAGGCAAGGAAGUCAUUCUUUUCUGGCCAUGCUUCUUUCGCAAUGUACACCAUGCUCUACCUGGCAUUCUACCUGCAGGCAAGGCUGUCGUGGAGAGGAGCUCGGCUAUUACGCCCACUAAUACAAUUCCUAUUAGUGAUGAUCGCCAUCUACACCGGUCUGACCCGCAUCUCCGACUACCGUCACCACCCCUCCGAUGUCCUCACAGGCUUCAUCCAAGGAGGGCUCACUGCAUACUGGGUGGCUUUCUACAUCUCCUCCAUGUUUAAGCCCUGUGCCCGUCCAGACCUGUCUCCCACUAGCAUGUCCCUGGAGAGUCCACUGUCCAGCCAGCAAACUGUCUGUUAGCAGGUGCAUGCAAUCAUUCCAGGAAUCAGAAGAUGAGAGACGCUGGACCACAAAAAUACAGGGAGAAUGGCAGAAAGCACAACUGGGGAGCAGAUAGCAGAGAGAAACUUUAGUUUAUAAGAAAGGGAAUCAUUCUAAGAGAAUGAUGUGGUUAAAGAGUAUGAUCUAACACUAACACUUUCGGGCAUAUUGACACUCACACAAACAUACAUUCAAUCAAACAUAUUCACGCACUCAUACAUGUGAAAGAAAAGAAGCACAUUUGACUGUAAGUCAAACCCGUCCAGUGAAAAGAACUGCAUAGCAAUAUUGCAGAUAUUUUUUUAUAUAUGAAAAAAAAACAUUAAAAAUGUCUAUUUUUCAAGAAAAUGUUUAGUAGCUGCUAACGUUGAAAGUUGCCAGUUUGAACUUGUUUUCUUUUGGGAUGGAGGCCUUUGGUGACUGCAUUUAGUCAGCUUUCAAAGCAGAGCUGGUCGCUCUUUGGUCUUGGGUGCGAGACGAGAAAAUGCCAGCCUCCUCUUUGUUUUUGAUCCUCUGCUUGGAAAACAUCACUCAGCAGCUGUGAACUGAGACCAUCCAACCUCAGAUGUAAAGACAGCUCUGUACUAAGUGACAGAACUGGCUGUGAUAAGGAACGAGCACUGGCUUCAACUUAUAACCAUCUUUACUUUCGGCGGCCUCGUGUGCCACUGCUAAUCAGACUGUCCUCCAUCACUAUGAUUAAACAAUAACCUGUAUGCAAGCAAAGAAAAAAACAGUAUUUGUGUAAUACAAUGUUAUCUUUCUUUUUUUUGAGUAACCAAGGCAGUGAGGUGGAGGAAUCUGACCUGGUAACUUACCUUCCCACUUCACUGCCACUUUUCUGUACUAACCACUUUGACUGUGUCUCAGAGGUGGAGGUUUGACUGAAUUUUGUAACCUCUCGCUUUUGCCCCUGGACUCCAAUCUCUGAGCUGCACCUUGAUUUAUGCCACUCAGACAGGAGAUGUGUGGCUGUGACCCCAGCAGCCCUCCUGUGCAUUUUUAAUUAAUAGCACUUGAACAUAGAUAAUGGAACCUUCUAAUUAUAAUCAAUAUUAUAUAUUUUAUCACAAGUUUGAAUAAUCAGUGUUUAUUUUUGUUAAUGUCAGACUCAUACACUAUAUUUGUUUUUUUUUUUCUUGAAAUUAUAAUUAUUCAAACUGAAUGUAAAUAGCUAUGCCAUUUUAUAAACCACACAGAAUUUCAAAAGUAUUAGUUCAAGUUUUGGACAGUUUUUACAUGUUAAUGUAAGUGUUUGUAUUUACGUUUUGUGUUGAUCAGGUACGGAAAGUUGCUUUUGUACCUGUUGUAACUACUAGACUGAGCCACAGAUAUUAUCAGAAAGCUAUAUUUUUUGUGUUCCCAGUUAUUGUUAUUUGUUUGUUAUUGUCUGUGAAUGCCGCGAUGGCAGAAAUAACCACUGUACUCAACAAAACCAAACCAUUAAAAUGAAUGUUGAAUGUU
This is a messenger RNA of Amphiprion ocellaris (clown anemonefish), 3141 nucleotides long. RefSeq names its product phosphatidic acid phosphatase type 2D (gene ppap2d). The record is from RefSeq and is a predicted model, not a curated record. NCBI's taxonomy places the organism in Eukaryota, Metazoa, Chordata, Actinopteri, Pomacentridae. Bases 664 to 1656 code for a protein of 330 amino acids. The transcript has 6 exons. Gene Ontology annotation, biological process: phospholipid dephosphorylation; phospholipid metabolic process; signal transduction. Gene Ontology annotation, molecular function: phosphatidate phosphatase activity.